AUGUUCAACAAACGAUAUAAACAACAACAACAACAACAACAACAACCGGUAUCACCGUCCUCUUCUUCGUCUUCAGUUUCCACUAUAGUGCAACAGCACCACCAUCAGCACCACUCCCACCACACUGAUAUCCACAUCAGUCCAUCAUCUCCUGAUCUAUACUACAACACCUGCAAUAACAAGUACAACAGGAGAUCACAUAACGUCUUUGCUGACGACGAGUCUAAUUUCAUACAAUCAAACAUUAAACGCAGUAUUUCGGCAUUUUUACAAAGCAUGGGACAACAAAUAUCAAAAAACAACAACAGCAGCAGCUCCAACACUGACACAAAUAAUGUAGAUCAAGACAAACAACAGCCACCUAUUGGGAUGGCAUUGUCCUAUCACAAGAAAAGGGAGCCAACUAGCAGUAAAUUGAAGGCACAAUUUUCGGUAUCAGACUCCAAUCCACAACGACAACAGCUUCCACAACCAUCCGCUGCAUCUACGUCAACAUCUACACCUGCACCUACACCUGCACCGAUACGGCAUGAUAUUGCAUUGACUCCAACUACAUCACCUCCAGAGGAUAAUCAUCAUCAAUACCCUUCGGCAUUCUUUUUAAGCCCGGUUACUUCUAAUGAAUCAUACAAUUACUAUUCUGAUGAUGCAUCAAUGACUGAUGCCUACCCCCAAUUAGGACAUCAUCAUGAUUUUUCAGUUCACCACAUUCGUGGACAUCAAUCACAACAACAAUUUCUGGCUACGGUGGGGCCAGAAUUGACUGACGUUUCACCAGCGUCAUCUUAUGGCGAGGAGGAGGAGUCAAAUGUGGAAGGAGUUGAGGCUGUUUGUAAAGAAGGAACAGGCUCAAUUGCAGAACCAUCACAGCACCAGCACCAGCACCAGCACCAGUACCGCUAUUCAGAGCCACACAUACAAGAAGAGGUAUUUUCACCAUUGUUAUCCUUACCCAUGGAAAUCCUCAUUAGAGUACUUGAAUACGUUUAUGUUGAUACUGAUAUCUCAUCAAUAAACUCCAAUCUUGAAAACUUUGCCAACACAGUUCCAUUACUAUCCAAGAAAUUCCAUCAGUUAUCCCUUUGCUUCUUAUAUAAGUACACCAUAUUCAAUCGCCCUCAUUCAUUUGAAAAAUUCUUGCACAAUUUGCAAGCAAACCCCGUCAUUGGCAAAUACGUUGAGUUUAUGGAUUUCCAACAAUUUACAUCGAUUGGAUUGGGUCGCACUGGGAGAAUGAAUCAAGAAAUACAAAUGGUCACUUCAAGAACAAUAGCUCAUGCGUUAUCAAUGACGCCUAAUUUAGUGGAAUUUUUAGCUUCGGAGAAUAUUCAGGACGAUAUGGAUGUUGAAGUGUUGAAUAUCUUGUUCAAUAAGUUGCCUAAAUUGAAAGCAUUGGACUUCUGUGGUGCUAGCAGUGAAGCAUUUGCUAGAGCAUUUGACCAAUUAUACAUUGAAGACCAGUUACCCAUUACGAAAUUGUCUUUACAUGACUGCUCCAACAUAUCACAAAAUGUUUUGAACAAAAUUUUGACAAAUGCAACUCAUUUAACAAGAUUGGAUUUAAGUCAUACAGCAAUCACUUCAUCGAUUUUAUUAAACUUGCCACAAAACAUUCGAUUGACGCAUUUAUCGUUAGCCAGGUGUUCUAAAUUAACCACCAAAGAUUUGAUUCAUUUCUUGUCCACCCAUCAAGCCAUUUCAAAUGGAUCGUUACAGUGGCUCAACUUGCAAAUUGAUUCAAAUGUGGUUAGUCCACUUUCUGAUGUCUACUUGUUAUACACGUUGAAGCAUCUCAAAGCACCGGCAUUAAAGUACUUAAACAUUGGCGGAAUGCCAGUGAACUCAAGGAUCUUGUACACCAUCAAGACGAAAUUUUCUCAAUUGGUGAGUUUAAACAUUAGUCAUGCGUUGCAAGUUACUCUUGAUGAAUUGAAUGGAUUCAUGCAGGGUAACACCACCAUCAAGUACCUUGAUUUAACUGGUAUUAAGUCGCUUAAUAAAAAUGUGGUUACAUUCUUGCGCUGUAAUUUUAAUAGUGGUCUUGAAGCAAUUGAAUUUGAUUACAAGUCACUCUAUGAUUAUACGUCUAGAGGGGAUUGUUUCCGAGUACAACCCUUGCCCCAGCAGCAAUCUUCCUCGUCGUCAUCAAUGUCGUUAUCAAUAUCAUUUAUCGAAGAUACAAUAUAUUCACCACCACAGGUGUGGAAGUUUUACGAUAAUGAAGGUAGACGAGCCUGGAUAUAUAAGAUUACCGAAGAAGAGUAUCAUAAAAUCAUGACGCAGUCAAAUUUAGUAUAUUAUGACUUGGAAACGGGGCAAAAGAUCGUUACCAAGUUGAAAAAACCGCAAUUUUUGAAAUAUGCCGGACGUAAGGUCAAUUGUUCAAUCGGAUAUUAUAAUUUGAAUGGAUAUAAAGAUAAAAAGUUUGUUGAAGAUUGUUGGCCGGUUGAGUUUAAAACUACUAUGUCUGCUCCAGAAUUAACUGAUAUUCGUUCACCCAUCAACUUGGAAAACCUUCGUACAUACUUGUCCAAAGUAUCGUCGUCAUCACCACAGACCCAUAUUGGGUCAGUUGCCGAAAUCCCUCGUGAGUUCACCACUGUCAAGCAAUUCACAUUUGGUCAGUCUAACCCCACUUAUUACUUGGAAGAUUCUCAAGGUAGGAAAUUUGUCUUGAGAAGAAAACCCAGCCCUAAUGCUAAAUUGAUUUCGAAAUCGGCCCAUGCUGUUGAGCGUGAAUUUUUUAUCUUGAAUGGAAUCAACACAUUGAACCAAACCUCUACAUUGAAAGUGCCCGUUCCUCGCGUUCAUUUAUUAUGUGAAGAUGAAAGUAUCAUUGGAUAUGUAUUUUACCUUAUGGACUAUGUCAAUGGAAUCCAAAUUAAAAAUCCCGAAAUCCCCGGUGCUUCGCCACUGGAAAGAGAAGCCUAUUGGAAAAGUAUCAUCACCACAAUUGCUGCUAUCCAUUCAUUGAAUUGUGAAAAAUUGAUUGCAUUGUUGCCUCCACAACAUUUCCCCCAAUUUCAAAACAUUGAAAAAUUAAAACUGUCAAGCUAUUUCCAACGUCAAAUUAAAACCUUGUCAGGAAUCCAUAAAUUGCAGUCAAAACACGUUGACCCCAUUCCUGAUUUCGAAAAAAUCACUCAAUGGAUCUUGCAUCAUGCACCAAAAGAUCCACAACAAUUGACGUUGAUUCAUGGUGAUUUGAAAAUCGAUAAUCUUUUAUUCAACCCCACUACAAAACAAGUUUGUGGAGUGUUGGAUUGGGAAUUAUGUACCAUUGGCCACCCAUUGUUUGACUUGUCGAACUUCUUACAACCAUUUGAAUUCCCCAAUGUGUUGAAUAUCAUGAUGAAUCAUCCCAACAAGACCGAAAUGGGUAAAGAAAACCCUGAAUCACAACAAUUUUUAUAUCACCAAUUGCAAAACUACUCCAAAUUGGUGACUUGGGACAAGAAUGAUCCUUCAAACGAUCCAACAAAGUUGUGGAUCUUGGGCCAUGUAUUUGGUUUGUUGAGAUUGAGUGUCAUUAGUCAAGGAAUUGCCAUGAGACUGAAGUUAGGUAAUGCCAGUAGUGCUAAUGCGCAAGCAUUUGCUGGUAUGUAUCCUAUUUUGAGCGAAAUGGCAGUGGAAUACAUUGAUGAACAAGAAGAGAAGGCAAAAAAGUAG
This is a messenger RNA of Lodderomyces margitis, 3669 nucleotides long. RefSeq lists its product as uncharacterized. Gene Ontology annotation, biological process: protein phosphorylation. Lineage: Eukaryota; Fungi; Ascomycota; Pichiomycetes; Serinales; Debaryomycetaceae. The coding region runs from base 1 to 3669 and encodes 1222 amino acids. Gene Ontology annotation, molecular function: protein kinase activity. The transcript is spliced from 2 exons. The record is from RefSeq and is a predicted model, not a curated record.